Molecule: messenger RNA, 354 nt
Organism: Trichophyton benhamiae CBS 112371
Lineage: Eukaryota; Fungi; Ascomycota; Eurotiomycetes; Onygenales; Arthrodermataceae
Exons: 2
Coding region: 1-354 (117 amino acids)
Source: RefSeq, a predicted model, not a curated record
AUGAAGGGAUUCGAGCGUCAAGCGACGAAUGUUGUUUUUGGCGAGGUUGGAUUCGUCUCGAACGGUGGUGAGAUUCCCGUGAGACUGGAGAAGAAGAACGUCGACGUUCAGGUUGAUUUCUUCGGAAUGGUGACGGUGUUGGCUGAUUCACGAAGAGAAUUGGCGGUGAUCAAGCCUGAAAACGAAGACGGAGAGGUGGUGGAGGAUGGAGAUUCGACAAACGAGUUGGCUGGCAACGAAAGGAUCAAGAGAAGAGGUCACAGGUUCAAGCGAGAUGCUGGCUCUGGAGAGAUGGCGGAGACGGUGACUGAGAGAGUUACGAAGCUAUCUGCGAACACUGUGGAUGGUGGUUGA